Messenger RNA from Prorocentrum cordatum, 1455 nucleotides. The record is from the annotation of a GenBank genome assembly. NCBI's taxonomy places the organism in Eukaryota, Dinophyceae, Prorocentrales, Prorocentraceae.
AUGCCGGAGGAGACCCCUCCCGCGGCGCCUGCGAGGCUGGCCAGCGCGCGCCCGUUCUCGAGUGCGCGCCGCGUCAGCCUCGGAGAGGCGCACUGUGCCACCACCGCGCUCCGUCCAUGGGGUGAGGCGGCUGGGCAUGGCCAGGUGCCCCCAGCGAGCGCGGCUGUCGGAGCGGCAGUGGGGGACGGAGGGGCGGGCUCUCCCGACGGCCCGGUGCUGCUGCACCUGGCGCUGCUGCGCGAGCAGCUGGAGGCCCUGGCGAAGAAGAUGGAGCACAACCAGUGCUCCCUGCUCGGUGCCAUUGGCGUCGUGGAGCGCCAGUGCAGGCCUGGCGGGGCGGGGGCACCGCAGAGCGAGGAGCAGUGCGCCGCGGCUGCCCCGGGAUCUCAAGGCACGCUCGAGGUGGGCGCGCCCGGCAGCGCCCCCGGAGCCAGCAGCGGGGAGCCGGAGCCCCAGGCGCCGCCCCGAGCACCCGGUGGAGCGGGCUCGCCCGCCGGCGACGACGAGGAGUCGGUGCCGGACACGCCGGUGUCCCCGCAUGCGGACGCGGCCGAGCAGAGGGCCGCGCCAGCGUCGUCCAAAGCCCACGACAGCGAGAGGAGCGGCAGGCGCAAGGGUACCGAGUCGAGUCUGGACGUCCCGUACUUCUUCUUCAGCAUGAACAAGCGCGGCUCUUCCCUGCGCGAGACCGAGGUCCACGAGCUCUCAGCAGUCACGGCUCAGAUGUCGAGUCACCAGGCCACCAUCAAAAAGCACAGGCUCACCCUGGACCAUCGAAACAAGGAGAUCAGAGCAUGGGCAGAGAAGCUAGUGGCGACAUCGCAGUUCGAGACGAUAGUGGCAGGAUCCAUUGUCUUCAAUGCCGUCGCCAUUGGUUGGAAUUCUGAUUGGUCGAUGAGGAACAUUGGGUCAGAUCGCCCGAUUUUUUUUAUUGCUCUGGAUUGGAUAUUUCUCAGCGUCUUCAUGCUUGAGCUUCUGCUGCGUAUGGUCGCAGAAGGAGGGCAGUUCUUCCACUACCGUGCCAAGAUGUUCGGCUGGAAUAUGUUUGAUAGUGGCAUCAUUGCGUUGACUCUUCUGAACAAUGCCGAAGUCCUGGGUGUACGUCUCUCCGUUGUGCGUGUUUUUAGGGUCAUGCGGCUAGUGUCCGUUAUCCGCGUGGUCAGGUUGAUGAAUGGUUUCAUGGAGCUCCGCAUGAUGGUUGACGGCAUUAUGAAUUGUGGCAAGACUCUGUUGUGGUCGUUUCUUCUUUUGAUUGUCCUCACUUUUAUCUACGCCGUCGUGUGCCUGGAGUUCAUCGCCGAGUGGCUCACGCAAGCGGAACAGGACAUGGGGGGGGCAUCGACAGCUGGCUUAGCGCCGGCCGACCAGGAGUUGAUGGCGUCGACAAUGACGUUUGUGAAGGACAAUUAUUUAUUUGCAUUUACACGCUCUUCAAGGCAGUCAGCGGAGGGGUGA